AUUCUUCGUCAAAACAAUCACAGUCAAGCUGUGCAUAUACCAAAGAGAUAAAGAGAACUUUAGAAAAUAAAAAUGAUGAAAAUCCUGACGAAUUGUCUUCCAAUCAAAGUGAUUGUUGUUCCAUUCAUUCAAAAGAAUCAUGUCGAAACAAAGGAAUGAAGCUGAGUUAUUCCAACAAAGGCUUCACAGAUGAUAAAGACAGUCUAUCUAAUGACACUGAUCUAACAGUUGAUGCUUCCGCAGUGGCACCUCGCACCCUGCCACCAGAAGUAGACAAAGAAAGAAAUAGUAAUCAUCCGGAAGAAGCUGGAUUUGAUGGCAUGGAAAGACGUGGUGAUGGACCUGUGAACUCUUUGGGACAGGAAAGAGAAGGUAUGCAAAGUCAAAGAACUUCAAUCGAGAAAGAUUCAGUUGACACAGAACGAGACGUCAUAGAACCUGCUGCCUCGUCUGAUAGUAUGACUGCUGGAAUAGAUUCAAAUAGAACAGAAGAGAAUCAUCAUUUCACGAUCUGGUAUGAAAUGUUUGACUUCCUGCAGUGCAACAUGCGAUUUCAAGAUUUCAAAAUUUUCGCUAGAAGGCUUGCUUCUAACACAAAUAAAGAGUUUUACAAGACAAUUGACGCGAAAAUAGAAAACUCUGGAGAAGGAAAUGUACCUCCGAAUGAAAGAAUGUACCAAAUAUUGACAAGCUGGCGACAGGCCACCCCAAACGCUCGGUUAAAAGAUGUGAUAGACGCAAUGAAACAUUACAACCAUAACGCUUUAUGUGCUGACCUUAUAGAUAAGUUAAAAGAUAAACAUCUGUUGGACGCUGAUGAUGAUUUGCUUGAUACAGAGAUUGCACAAAUUUGAAAUGACAAUUCACUUUAUCCAGGAAAUGAUCUGUCGGUUCAAGAUGCAGACACUGGCAUAAAAGAAAAUGACCUAGCUCAAGGUGGACAUCCCGAAAUGGAAGAUCUAAAAUCUUUCAAGUGUGAAGAUGAUGAUGCUGGGUGUAUAAGUUAACGAAUGACAUAUAAAUAUAAUUUUACAAAAAAUAUAGACAAUUCAUUUCCAAGACAAUGACUAAGAUAUCGUCACAUAAGUGCGGUAACGGGUUUACUCCUUCAAUUAUUCAUAGGAGUUAACCUAUUAUUGUACCAAGAUGACGAUAUAUUACAUGAUAUUUUGGCUUGCAGUUACCACUAAACUGAGCCUGGACUGAUUUCAAUUUAGUCGUGUUGGGCUUUCUUUAGAGAUUCUGUGUAUCUCAAUUGUAUUAUAAAAAUAUAUAUAUAGGUGCAAAAAAUGACUUUGGUAAAUUAUUUUACAAGAGGCAUUGCCUGAAUAACAGUUUAACCAUAAACCCUGAAGUUUUAAAUAAACUUGUUCAGUUUCCAUUUUUGACCAGUCUCAAUGCUCAAUUUUGAAGAUAUCGAGAUGAAAAUCUGAAAUUAGAAAGACACAAAUUAAAGGGGCCAGACCCGAUGUCACAAUGUGAGUCUUUAGUGCUAACUAUCCGUUCAAACAGGGUAAUGGUUAAACAACUAUGAAAGGCUUAUAUAAAUCCAUUACGUAACUUGGGCAUACUUGUUUUCAAACAAUUUAAAAAAACUGUACAUUAUCUAUCAAAUUGUUUUGUAGUUAUUGCAAUAAAAUGUAUAAAAUUAUUACAAUGGAUAUGAGUAUUACUUUAUCUUUCAUUGUAAAUUUAGUAAUGUCACUUUCCUUUAUUUAUAUACCUUUUUUAUAAUUAUAUAUAUAUCAAAUCAGUUACAUAUAUACAUGUAUAUAUCAAAUCGUUGCUGCGUAUAUUACGAACAUGUGCUAUUAUAUAAAUAACAAAUGGCUGUCGGGAUGAAAGAGGAUAUUGUCAAGCCGAGAACUGGUAUAAUACCCCGAUGCGCCAAUUUAGUGGCAAUUGUCUUUUCAGACGACUUUUUUUGGGUGUAAGGGAGAUAACACCUACAUACCUCCAAUUUGCCACCAUAUUGGCGCAUCGGGGUAUUAUACCAGUUCUUCGGGUGACAAUAUCCUCUAUCUACUCGACAGUCAUGUGUUAUUUAUAUGAUAUCAUACCUCAAUAUAUCCUUCAAUGUAAAACAAUAAUAUGAAUUUAUAUUGCCAUUACAUAUACAUGUAACAAUAUUGCGGUUAGAUGUAUAAAUAUUGCCAUAAUAUGUAUCAAAAUUGCCAUAAUAUGUAUAUAUAUAUAUAUAUUGCCAUUGUAUAUAACAAUAUUGAGGUUAGAUGUAUUAAUAUUGCCAUUAUAUCUGUUCAUUUUACCAUUGUAUGUAUCAGAAUUGCCAUUAUAUGUAUUAAUAAUUGCCAUAAUUUGUAUUAAUAUUGUCAUUACCUGCAUUAAUAUUGGCAUUGUAUGUAUUAAUAUUGCCGUUAAAUGUAUCAAGAUUGCCAUUAUAUGUUUUAAUGUUGUCAUUAUAUGUAUCAGUACUGACAUUAUAUGUAAUAUUUCGAUGCAUAUGUUCUCUAUCCCAGAAGAAACAACAGUUUGUUUUAAAUGCAUGCAAUGUAAAGCAACAAUACACUAGAUCUCAGUGUAAAUCGUAUUUUCCUAAUAAGUUUUGGUAUUAUUUGAUAAAACAGUUAUAUGUUAAUUUUAAUUUCAUAUUGUUAUUAUUGUUUGAAGAGAUGUAUACAUGUAGCUAGUUCAAUAUAUUUUUUUUUCAUAAAUGAUUUAUGUUAUUUUCCAUAAGUUUUAAUUUUACACAUUUAAAAAUGUUUCUGUAAAUUAUAUUUUAGGUUACCAUAUAUAAAUGAGACUUUAUAUAAAUAAAUUGUAAUCUAUGUAUUUUAAUCUCAUUCUAUUGCAGCUUAAAUAUUUAUCGUU
Messenger RNA from Ruditapes philippinarum (Manila clam), 2829 nucleotides. RefSeq lists its product as uncharacterized. The record is from RefSeq and is a predicted model, not a curated record. The transcript has 5 exons. Lineage: Eukaryota; Metazoa; Mollusca; Bivalvia; Venerida; Veneridae. Bases 156 to 854 code for a protein of 232 amino acids.